AUGGUUGAAGCACUACGGGAUGUUAAAGUUAGAAUGCCGCAUGCAGUGAGAAAAGGUGAAAAAGCUCUACUUAAGUGCAUGUAUGAUAUGGAAGGUGAUAGCUUAUAUGCUGUUAAAUGGUAUAAAAAAGGUAGAGAAUUUUAUCGUUAUACACCAAAAGAGAAUCCAGCUAUGAAAGUAUUUGGAAUGCACGGUUUCAGAAUUGAUCGGCAAGCAUCUAAUGAAAGUCAAUUGGUAUUAGAUCAUGUAAGUUUAUCAGCAUCUGGUAAAUAUAGUUGUGAAGUAUCAGCAGAUGCACCAUCAUUUCACACAUUAAUUGGAGCUGGAGAAUUAGAUGUUGUCGAAACACCAUCUCAUAAACCGAUUAUAACAAAUAUAAGACCAAAAUAUCGUAUUGGUGAAAGUGUACGUGGAAAUUGUUCAUCGAGAAAUUCAAAACCAGCAGCAAAUUUAACAUGGUUAAUAAAUGAUCAAGAGGUUAAACCUGGUUAUGUUAAAUAUCAUAAACCAAUUAAGGAUAAAAAUGAUUUAGAAACUUCAUAUGCAUAUAUUCAAUUUGUUGUAACUGAAGAUCAUUUUCAACGUGGUAAACUAAAGAUACGCUGUCGAGCUCAUAUACAUGAUAUUUAUUCUCAAUCAACUGAAAAAAGUAUUGAAAUUGAACGUCAUAAACAUAAUUCAGUAUCAAGUGGAUCAAAUACAAUUAAUGUAGUACAUGGUUAUCCAUAUGAUCAAUAUUCAUUACAUGAUAUUGAUAAUUAUGAUAAAAAGGAUACAUUUAUGACACAUAUACAAGGUGAUGUAUCAUCAUUAAAUUCUGGUGGUAGUAGUUUAUAUAGUAUAACCAAAUUAAAUGGUGGCUUAUAUCAUAUAAUAUUAGUUGGUCUUUUAUUACAAUUAACACUUUUAGUCAUCCUAAUUUUACCUACAUAUUAUAUUGAACAGCAACAACAACAACAACAAUAUAAACCCCAAAAACAAUAUAAAGAAGAAGGGAAACAAGAAGAACAAUUUGACCAAUAUCAUAUUGGAGAGAGUAUACAGAAAGUAUUGGAGAAAGUAUUAGAGCGAUCAAUAUCGGGACGACAAUAUGUUGCGGAUUUAAUGAACGCUAAUUUUACUGAAUGA
This is a messenger RNA of Condylostylus longicornis, 1128 nucleotides long. RefSeq lists its product as uncharacterized. The record is from RefSeq and is a predicted model, not a curated record. The transcript has 7 exons. NCBI's taxonomy places the organism in Eukaryota, Metazoa, Arthropoda, Insecta, Diptera, Dolichopodidae. The coding region runs from base 1 to 1128 and encodes 375 amino acids.